AAUUUUAAAAAUAAAUGUGUGAACAAUUUUACUUUUUUACUUCUCUUCAGGAUGAGUGACCUGUUUUGACUACACCCUCUGAUCUCCCGGGCUGCUUUACCACCAUGGCGGGUCCUAAAGGAGACUUUGACUCUCCUCUGUCCCGUUAUGGUGCGCGGAAGCGAGACCUGGACAGCUCCAUGUUGGAAUAUUCGCAUCGCAUGCGAGACAUCAACGCCACAAGGGGAGGUUUGUACCGCUACGAGGGUCGGCUGCAACACGACAGUCCCACGCUAGGGUCGUCUAAGAGUCCUGUUGCUGCUUUUGAAGCGGUUACCCCAAGACACCACAACACUGCCUUCGAGUAUCGCGGUCACAACAGUCCUCAAACACGGUACCCCAGGCACCAACGACCCCUCUCCUUUGACGAGAAAGAACUUCAGCUGAACCAAGCCGCCCGUGACCAGAGACCCCGCAGAGACACCAAGUCGGAGCGUCCUCCUGUCAUCGUCCCCGACGCCGGCUUACCUCCCGUGACAGACGGCGACAGUCUUCGAUCUCAAGAAGACGCCAAACGUUUCCGGGUCAGCCUGGUCCAGGCUUCAGAUCUCUAUGACCUCGUUGACCUGAGUCUCAAGGACAAAGGGUCACGCGAAAAUAGAGCGAGGCUGGCGAACGUGGAAGAAGGAGUUCGCCUUAUGGAGGAGAUGGAAAGAGCUAUUCGACGGAAAAGAGAACACCAGGAGUACUCAACGAGAAAACGAUUCGGAAACGACAAACCGUUGAAACCGAUUCUAUCAGUCUCAGACACCUCUGAUUUGCUUAUCAGUAAGAGCAUCAAAAACGACGUGGCGACAAAGCGAGAUAAAAAUCGCCAGGACAAAACGAAGCAUGAGGAGGUGUACGUGCUGGACGAUGACUCGGACACGACAGGACAAAACACGGCCACACGCCAGGAAUCGGCACCGCCUACAGCAGACAGCAACCGUUUACCCAUAGACGUCUUUCUGCAGCAAGCAGUGUCCACUCAUAAAAAGAAUAUCAUGCAACUCAAAGUUCGACCGAAACGCGCAAAACGCAUGCAGCUUCACAAGCCUGAGCUUCUGGCUAUUCCCGAAGACGGUGGUACGUUUAUACGGCCACUGAAUGCUCCAACGGAUCAAAAGCGGCAUGAAAUGCUGGUCUCCAACUCCAACGUGCCAUUUCCUACCAGCACCUCGCUGACAGCAAUAAGAGAAGUCGCCCCUUUCGGCAAAACUCGGGAGGCUUUUCAAGAGCAGUAUCCCAACAUGGGUAGUCCCCAGAAACAGUCGCCGCGUCAUCAGACUAUUGGUGGUGAUGAACCAGCAGGGGGUAAAAAGUCGCCCCGAAAACCUAAAGGCAUUAGAGACCGCGAGACACGGAACACUGACGGCCUUGACAUUGAUGACCUUCUUCUCACCAGUAUCUACCCACCCAUGCCAUGGGAGGCGGGCGUGGGACGAGACUUGCGCCUACGUCAUAUGACUGUGGACAAGCCUACGCAUAAAGAGCGCGCCCAGAGGAAAAUGAAACGUUUGAUAUUUCUGAGAGAUCAGCCGGACCAGAACUACAAACGAGAAAUUUGAUUUCGUUCUCAGCAAACAGCGGCUACUACACAAUCCUAAUUUAUAUACGUAUCAUAUAGCUCUGCGUGUUCUUCUUUGACAGUGUUGAAAGGCUGAUGGCACUGUUAUUGAGGUCACAAUCACACUUGUGUUACCACCACCACCACCACCACCACCACCACCACCAUCACCAUCAUCAUCAUCAUCAUCAUCAUCAUCAUCAUCAUCAUCAUCAUCAUCAUCAUCAUCAUCAUCAUCAUCAUCAUAACCACCUCUAUACAACAGCAGUAUUAUCUGUAUCACUAUCAUCAUCCUCUCUAGAAAUAUGAUGACCCCCAUUCACCGUCCAGUUUAUGAACAUGCGCUGACUCAACUUGAAUACUUGAAUGUAGAACUGUGGUCAUAGGAAGACGACGGGGUGCUCCACGCUUCCUCUCCACUCUUCAUAAGGGUCCAUUUCAGUGUGGGCAGGCUGAUUGACUCCAUCAUGUUCUGACUUCAGAUGGCUUUUGGUACAUAUAAAAGGAACUGACUUAACCUAGACCGUACGUCCAAAAUCAACGUGGAUCUCACAGCGCACUGACUUACAGGAACAAAUAACAGCUGCCUGUGAUCAUCGAAUUACGCGCAGACAUUUGGGGAGGGGGGUAUACUUUACUUUCACCUGGCUCUUGUUAUGAAAUAAAACAGAUUGAAACUUU
Messenger RNA from Aplysia californica (California sea hare), 2266 nucleotides. RefSeq lists its product as uncharacterized. The transcript has 2 exons. The record is from RefSeq and is a predicted model, not a curated record. NCBI's taxonomy places the organism in Eukaryota, Metazoa, Mollusca, Gastropoda, Aplysiida, Aplysiidae. The coding region runs from base 105 to 1586 and encodes 493 amino acids.